Entamoeba dispar SAW760 is the source of this 1329-nucleotide messenger RNA. RefSeq lists its product as uncharacterized. The record is from RefSeq and is a predicted model, not a curated record. NCBI's taxonomy places the organism in Eukaryota, Evosea, Mastigamoebida, Endamoebidae. The transcript has a single exon. Bases 1 to 1329 code for a protein of 442 amino acids.
AUGGGAAGUGGAAUAUCUAAAAACAUCAAUCAAGUUAUUGAAGAAUAUGACCAGAGUAAAAGUAAAGAAAUAUUUGAUUCUCUUGAAUUAAUUACUAUUAAAUGUGAUGAACAAGAACAAAUAGAGUUAUAUCAAAAUUUUAUUAAUCAUGAGUCAGUACGUAACAAAUGUAUCCAAUUUAUUAGUGAUGCUAUAAUAUCUUUUAAAAAAAGAGAUUGGUAUGAAAGUUCAAAUCAUAUCAUUCUAAUAAUGAAAUUACUUCCAUUAGUAUUACCAUCUCUAUCAAAUAAUAUUCUUGAAUCAUUUGUAUUAUAUUUAAUUAAUUCAUAUCCAGAUUAUAACCCAUUACUAUUUCUUUGUUUAUCUAAACCUUUAUAUAAACAACCACAACUCUCAUUAUCACUCUCUUCACAAUAUUUAAUGAAAUUAAUGAAAUGUUCAUUUGAUUAUUCUGAUGAAUAUUCAUUAUUAUUAACAUUACUUUUAUAUUCUGAUAAAGUUAAACAUCAAAUUAAGACAUCAUUUCUUUUAUUAUCAACACAAGAUGCUUUUGCUGUAAUGUUAUCUCGACCAUUAAAGAAUUUAUCUUUACCAUUAUUUAUUACUUAUUUAUCAUUCAAAGAAUGUAACCAAACAUUAUUAUUAAACCAUUUAUCAUUACUGACACCAACAGAUCAGAAUAGUUUAAUGGUUAUUAUGCAAGGAUUACUACAAACAUCUCAAACAUCAUUUCCACAAUCAAAUAUUUUUGAUUUAUUAUUACCUUAUUUAUCUCCAGAUUAUCCACCAGCUCUUCUUUCUUCAGUAGCAGCAGUUCUUUAUAACACAUCUCUUUUUGCAUCAGAUUUAUCUCCAUCUUCAUCAAAUAUAUUAAUUUCAACAUUCAUUUUAUAUUCAUCUCCACACCAACUCACAUCAAAUAAUUUUAGUUUAUUCCAAUUGUUAGGAAGAAUCAUUCAUCGUUUAUUGCAUAACAGAAAUACUAAUCUUCUUUAUUCUUUAGUAAAUUCGUUAGAUACUCUUAAACAAAUUCUUCAAAGACCAAUUUCUUCAUUAGAUUUACCAGAUGCAUUUAAAAUAUGGGAUGAAGAUAACUAUAGAGAAUACCUUCAAGAAUCUAAAUUAAAAAUACUAGUUAAUCAUUCUGAAAAGAUAUUACCAAUUCUUUCUAACUUUUCAUUAUCUGAAGCACAAUUACUAACCACUAAAUUGUUUGAUGAGAUAUCAACAAACCAAUUACAAACAGAUUUUGAUGAAUUAUAUAGAUGGUCUUUACCAAUAUGGGUAAAAGAAGUAAAAUCAACAAUGUCUUCAGUAUUAUGGUGUUAG